UUCGGUACAUGCGUGAAGGAGACAACAGAGAGAAAGAAAUGGCGAUGGUGGCACCUUCGAAUCCUGAGACAGAGACUGAAACUGAGAACAAAGAAAACCCUAAACCUUCGGAUGGUCUGAAUCUAUCUGGGACCCCACUCGUUUGCCUUUUUAGAUUCGCCGGUGAUUCGGCCGCUGGUGCUUUCAUGGGUUCAAUCUUUGGCUACGGUUCAGGAUUAGUAAAAAAGAAAGGUUUUAAAGGAUCUUUUGUGGAGGCAGGAUCUUCUGCCAAGACAUUUGCAGUUUUAUCUGGAGUCCAUAGUCUGGUUGUCUGUUUCUUGAAGAGGCUACGUGGAAAAGAUGAUGUCAUCAAUGCGGGUGUAGCUGGAUGUUGCACAGGCCUUGCUUUAAGUUUUCCAGGUGCACCACAGGCUCUUCUUCAGAGUUGCCUUACGUUUGGAGCCUUCUCUUUUAUUAUUGAAGGUCUGAAUAAGCAGCAGCCAGCACUGGCACAUCCACUCUCACUGAGCAAGAGUAGCUACACACACAAUGUUCUUCCUCCCUUUACGCUCCCGCUGCCCAAUGAUCUAAGAAAAGGCUUCUUUUCAUUUUGGCAGUCCUUAAAACAACCCAAGAAGGGUUCAUACCCAUCCACCUGCUAGAAAUCUCAGGUGUAC
Telopea speciosissima is the source of this 656-nucleotide messenger RNA. Its product is annotated as chloroplastic import inner membrane translocase subunit TIM22-2-like. The transcript is spliced from 5 exons. The record is from RefSeq and is a predicted model, not a curated record. Gene Ontology annotation, molecular function: transmembrane protein transporter activity. Gene Ontology annotation, biological process: protein insertion into mitochondrial inner membrane; protein targeting to chloroplast. Gene Ontology annotation, cellular component: TIM22 mitochondrial import inner membrane insertion complex; chloroplast envelope. Lineage: Eukaryota; Viridiplantae; Streptophyta; Magnoliopsida; Proteales; Proteaceae. Bases 9 to 641 code for a protein of 210 amino acids.